Molecule: messenger RNA, 3582 nt
Organism: Symbiodinium sp. CCMP2456
Lineage: Eukaryota; Dinophyceae; Suessiales; Symbiodiniaceae
Source: the annotation of a GenBank genome assembly
AUGGUGUCGAUCGUGGUUGUUCUGGGGUCACAGCCGGCGCUUGGUAGGCUGCUGGAUGUCGAGGACUUCGGCCUCGUGGCGAUGGUCGUGGUGCUAACCAACUUUGGCAUGCUCUUCGUCAACGCUGGCCUACCGAUGGCGACCGUCCAGAGGGACGAAAUCACGCCGCAGCAAGUCACCAACCUGUUUUGGAUAGCAACCGGCCUCGGGACGCUGAUUGGGCUAAUCGUCGCUGCCUUGGCACCGGCGAUUAGCUGGUUCUACAGCGAACCACGCCUAACGCCAAUCACGCUGUCGCUUGCGGCGUCGUUCGUGUUGAACGGUAUGACGAUCCAGCAUCGCGCUCUCCUGCGUCGGACCCUACAGUUUCGUCAAGCCGCCUAUAUCCAAAUCGCGGCAAUUGUUCUGGCGCAGGUGGCCGCGAUUGCGUGGGCGUACUGGCGAUACGGUAGGCCCGACGACUAUUGGGCCUUGGUCCUCAUUCCGUUAGUGACUUCUGCUGUCACGUUGAUCGGAAGUUGGAUAGCCUGCGAUUGGCGGCCGAGCAUGCCACGUCGCGGGGCUGGAACGAUGCCAAUGCUCUCGUUUGGCGCCAGCCUCACGGGAUUCGACUUCAUCAACUAUUUCGCCCGCAACGCCGACAAGGCGUUGAUUGGCUGGCGGUGGGGAGCCGAGCCGCUCGGGCUCUACAAUCAAGCCUAUCGGCUAUUUCUGACACCGCUCACGCAAGCGGUGAGUCCGGUCGCCUCGAUCGCUGUUCCGGCGUUGAGUCGGCUGACUGAGUCACCUGAGAGGUAUCGGAGUGCGUACAAGCGGAUCGUCCAGCCGCUGCUGCUCGUCCUCGUUCCGGGGGUGGUGCUUGGGCUCGUUUACGCCGAAGAGGUUAUUGCACUGCUGGGUGAUAAAUGGACCCCUGCCGCUCCGAUUUUUCGUUGGCUGUUACUGGUGGGUCUAGUCCAACCCUUUACGAACGCGGUGAGUUGGAUCAUGUUCUCGCACGGUCGAGGCCGUGAGAUUUUGACGCUCGGAACGGUUGGGGCGAUCGUCAAGGUGCUAUCCUUCCUUGUUGGCCUUCCGUGGGGACCGGUAGGCGUCGCCAUGUCUUACGCCGUAUCGGGACUUAUCGUGCACACCCCCAUGGCGGUCUGGUACGUCACUCGAGUUGGGCCCGUGUCGUGGCGCGACCUGGUCGGCUUGUUCCUGAACGUCAUUCCUACGUGCGCGGUUGUCUUGGUAGCGGCCGCGUCGGCUAAGCAGUGGCUCUACUUAGGCAACUCUCACACCGCCUUGUUGACGGGAAUGGCAGUGUCGGGGUUGGCGUGGGUGGCGGCUGUCGCCUUUACCGAAGCUGGGCAAUACACUUUCAGCGCUCAAGCCAACUCAGCUGCCAUGUUGUCCUUCGUCAAGCGUAUCGUCCGAUGUGUCAUUUCCGGCGUAGAUGCGUUGGCGAUGCGCGCGGCCGUGCGUGUGAAGUACCUUUCCAAUGUGUACUACUGUUUCAAUCGAUCGUUUGAGCGCGAGCAUCAUGGUGUUUUAACAGGGCGUCUCCGUUACCAGAGCGGCGAGAACGGACUCUCGGACACCGGGCAUCUCUACCGGCUCCGCCGCAACACGCACCGCUUGGAGAAGGGCCUUAUCAUGCGGCCGCGCCGUGAGGUGUUCGCACGCGACUAUCUGGCGGAGACGGUCGAGUCUUUUGUCUCGUUGUACGGCGAUCGAUGCGGACGCCGAGAAGACGAGCUGUUCGCCUGGAGCGAUUCGGUGCUGCGCUCGUAUUUCGCGGCGGUAGCCGAGGGCCUCGAUAAAGAGAUCGACGCCUCCCGGCGUUCGUUCUUCGCAGCGACAAACUCAACGCCGACGAGGCCUCCGUCUCACUCGCCCUACCAGAGAGAGACAACGCCGCUCCUAGUCACCAUCGAGGGCAUGCUAGAGCUUGCCAAGCGACGCCGAAGCGUCCGAUGGUAUGAUCAACGGAAGGUGCCAAGAGACGUAAUCGACGCCGCGAUUACAGUCGCCGGCUAUUCGCCAAGCGCUUGCAACCGACAACCAUUCGAGUUCCGCAUCUUCGACGACCCCGAGAUGGUCGCCGAACUCGCUACGACGCCUCUGGGAACGAGUGGAUUUAACCAUCAGUUUCCAGUCUUUGUCGUCCUCGUCGGGGUUUUGCACGCUUAUCCGAUGGAGCGCGACAGGCACCUGAUCUACAUCGACGGGUCGUUGGCGGCGAUGGCGUUCCAAUUCGCGUUGGAGUCGCAAGGCGUCGCAAGCUGUUCGAUCAAUUGGCCCGAUAUCGCUGGCCGAGAACGUCGGAUCGCUCGUCUGCUUGGCCUCCAGCCCGACGAGCGUGUCGUGAUGUGCCUCUCGCUUGGCUACCCAGACCCGACGGGGCUGAUACGUGGCGCGGGGUUCAAUAACAAGGGCGCGGAGUUGAUGCUCCGCACGACGGUCGAUCGGAUGCGCCGCCGCUCCGUGCCGACCGAGUGCGUUAUCGACGGGACAUCCAGUUCGCUCUACGCGGACCGCUCGGCGCUGGGCGUCGGAACGGUGUUCCCAUGCCAAACCUUUCUCCGUGGCGCGGCCCGCAGCCUCGCACUACGAUCGCCCCUUUUCCGAGCGGUCGCCUUGUCGUCGAUGCGUUGGUCGAUUCCUCGUUCAGCCUCAUCGAUCCUGGGUCUCGUCGACCGUCGCGACUGCGCCGCGCUGCUAGACAUCUCGGGCUACGCCUACGGCGAUAAGUUCCCUGCUGUGCGGACCCGCGUCGCAGCCGAGACCGCGGGCGAAUACGCCAAACGAGGUAAGCCCGUCAUUUUUAUGCCGCAGAUGUUUGGGCCCUUCAACCACCCGAAAGGGGCGGCCUGGUUCCGACGGGCCGCCGACCAUGCAACGCUGAUUUACGCCCGUGAGCAACGGUCGCUGGAGAUGGUCCAACAGCUGCUGGGCGAUGACAAACGAGUGAGGAUCGCUCCCGAUAUUACUAUCGCCAGCUUGCCCGCCACGCCGGAUGCCGCUGAGGGAAGCGAGCCCUAUGCCUGCGUGGUGCCCAACGAACGGAUGGUGGAACAAGGCCGAGCGGAGUGGGGUGACGCCUACUUAAGCAGACUCCGUCACGUGCUCGAGCGGGUGGCGGCCGCAGGACUGCGCCCCGUCCUCGUAAUCCACACCAGAGACCCGGGAGAUCGUGAGAUGGCGGAGGCCCUUCGGUCAGAGAUCGGAGAGGAUAAGGUGGGCCUCUUUGACAGCCUCGAUCCCUAUGAGUUGAAAUCAUUCAUCGGGGGGGCCCAGUUCAUCGUGGGUUCCCGCUUCCACAGCAUCGUCGCCGCCUUCUCGAUGGGUGUCCCCGCGGUCAUCCUUGGUUGGGCCCAUAAGUACGAGAUGCUGGCGGCCGAUUUCGGCGUUGGGGAACUGCAGCACCGCGGCGCCGACACGAUCGACCACCUGAACUCACUGCUGGAUCGAAUGUUGGAUGCCCAGCAGAAUCAGCAACUGCGUCAAACCCUCUCGGCGCGGGGUACGCUCUUGCGUGAACAAGUGGAGGCGAUGUGGCGCGACAUCAACGCGACUCUGGAUCGGGCCGGUUCGUAG